ACCUCAGGUGCACCGGCUUCAGGGUGUGGUCCCCUCCUACGGGUCGUCGACUCCCUACCAGUUUCACAUAUAUAAAAGGAGAUGCGUGCACGGUAAGGGUACGGCAUAACAGUUGGUACCCCUUAGGGCGAGUCCUGGUUCACCACCCAGCAGCGCACCGACCGCACCGAAGACCAUGAAGUCGAUUAUUGUUCUAGCAGUAUUCUGCAGUUUGGCAGUCGCGGAGCCAGGUUACCUGGCGCCGCUGGUGUCCUACGGCUACCUGGGCAUCCCCUUGGCGUACGACGGCAGAGUUUUGGACACGCCAGAGGUGGCGCAGACGAAAGCAGCCCACCUAGCCACACAGGCGUACGAGGCUGCCAGGAACACGCUGGGAUAUGCACACGUGCCUGUCUUGACCCGCGUUUACACACCUGCAAUUACUUACGGCGCUCCCAUCGGCGUCGACGGCCGGGUCGUCGAUACACCCGAGGUCGCAGAAGCGAAGGCUGCUCAUCUUGCUGCUCACGCACUGGAGGCUGCCAAGAAGAUCGGAAUGUACCCGUACGGAGCACUAGCAUAUUCGAACAUACCGUAUGCCUACAGAUACGGCUACGGUGCUCCUCUUGGUCCCGACGGCAGAGUGAUCGACACACCGGAAGUCGCGGAUGCGAAGGCCGCGCAUUUCGCAGCGCACGCGCAGGCCGCUAAAGAUGUUGCAAAAGUCUGAGCAAUUUUGUUAGAUUUAUUCUACAAUAAGUAACAAUUAUUUUUCUUUUCGAACGGGAACUAGUUCACUUUCUCCGACUGAUUUAGCUGAAGAAAAUAAUUAAGAAAUUAAUUAAUUAAUUACAUCAACGGGAAACCGCGUAAUUUUAUUUCACACCUAAAAGCAAUAUCUUUGCUUCUUCGAUAAUCGUUUAAUUCUUUAAAUGUUAACCAUCACAAGGGUGCCAGUAUAUGUGUGUAUGUAUUUAACUAUUGUUCGAUAAUAAAGCCUUAAUAGUCGCAUA
This is a messenger RNA of Megalopta genalis, 992 nucleotides long. RefSeq lists its product as uncharacterized. The record is from RefSeq and is a predicted model, not a curated record. Lineage: Eukaryota; Metazoa; Arthropoda; Insecta; Hymenoptera; Halictidae.